This is a messenger RNA of Danaus chrysippus (African queen), 429 nucleotides long. NCBI's taxonomy places the organism in Eukaryota, Metazoa, Arthropoda, Insecta, Lepidoptera, Nymphalidae. The record is from the annotation of a GenBank genome assembly.
AUGUGUAGUCCAAUUCUUCAUUUGCCAAGUUACAAAGAACCACCGGAAUUUAUUCCAUGUGUCCCAGUACAGGGUUUAAAAUGUCUUCCUUGUGGUAUUGAUCCUGUGACCAUGCGGAGACCUUUAAUCGUUGGCGACAGUACUUUUGACUACCGGCCCACCAGUUGGCCGGGUAUGGUAGUCAACAAUCAGGACAAGAAAGUCAGAUACCAACUUAUUAAUUAUGAACGUCCAAUGCGGCGGAUGUUCCACGGGAUGCUGUUCACCUUGCUGCCCCCCACCCUGCUGUGGAAGCGGUUCACUUGUCACAGUAUACAGUCAAGUAGCACACAUCCAGUGACGGGCUGCCAUGCGAUACUGGCUGUGGGGCAGCCGCCGAAACCCAUAGCAGCAUUUGACAAGGCGGUCAUAGCAAUUGGACACCAUUAA